Messenger RNA from Phacochoerus africanus (Common warthog), 713 nucleotides. It is a transcript of the gene TM4SF20, whose product is annotated as transmembrane 4 L six family member 20. The record is from RefSeq and is a predicted model, not a curated record. Bases 30 to 713 code for a protein of 227 amino acids. Lineage: Eukaryota; Metazoa; Chordata; Mammalia; Artiodactyla; Suidae. Gene Ontology annotation, cellular component: membrane. The transcript has 4 exons.
CAGGGGUUCUGCUUGAACCAGGGGUGACCAUGACCUGUUGUGAAGGCUGGACAGCCUGCAAUGGAUUCAGCCUGCUGGUUCUACUGCUGCUGGGAGUAAUUCUCAACGCAAUACCUCUCGUGGUCAACUUGGUUGAUGAAGAUGAAGUUUUUCAAAACCCCAUCUCUUGCUUUGAGCGGUGGCUCCCCGGAAUUAUCGGCGCAGGUCUGAUGGCCAUUCCUGCAACGACAAUGUCCUUGGCAGCGAGAAAAAGAGCAUGCUGCAACAACAAGAGCGGGAUGUUUCUUUCAUCACUUCUGAAUGUGAUCACAGUCAUUGGUGGUGGAUACUGCCUGCUGGUGUCUUUCCAGGCUCUGUGGGAAGGCCCUCUCAUUUGUAACUCUCAAGGCAACAGCACUCUCAGCUGUGAACUUUCUUUACGAAACCUAACUGUCCAUCAUCUAGAAUCCUUCAACCUGCAGUGGUUCUUCAAUGACUCUUGUGUUGCUUUGACGGAUUUCAAUAAUCCCUACAUCAAUGACACAGGGACCCGUAACGGCUUAAAUUUCGACUCUCUAGAAAACAAACACAGGAUUAUCCACUUCUCAGUGUAUCUAGGUCUACUGCUUGUGGGCUUUCUUGAGAUCCUGUUUGGGCUCAGUCAGAUACUCAUUGGUUUCCUUGGCUGUCUGUGUGAUGGGGUCUCAAAGCCAAGAAGAAACCAGAUUGUGUAG